This is a messenger RNA of Salvia miltiorrhiza (redroot sage), 2736 nucleotides long. RefSeq names its product putative clathrin assembly protein At2g25430. NCBI's taxonomy places the organism in Eukaryota, Viridiplantae, Streptophyta, Magnoliopsida, Lamiales, Lamiaceae. The record is from RefSeq and is a predicted model, not a curated record. The transcript is spliced from 2 exons. Gene Ontology annotation, biological process: clathrin coat assembly; vesicle budding from membrane; clathrin-dependent endocytosis. Bases 559 to 2472 code for a protein of 637 amino acids. Gene Ontology annotation, molecular function: phosphatidylinositol-4,5-bisphosphate binding; SNARE binding; clathrin heavy chain binding. Gene Ontology annotation, cellular component: clathrin-coated pit; clathrin-coated vesicle.
AUUAUAUUUAAUAUCAUACCAUCUAAAUUAACCCAUCCCAAAUUUUGAACUACAAGAGUGGCAGUUAUAAUUAAUUCAACACAUCAAGAAUUCAAGUGAGAGAGAGAGAGAGAGAACCUAGCGGCAACUCACACCAACUGUACCACCGGCCCAUCUAAUUUCAGCGAUAUGAAUAUGUGUAUAUAUAUUUCCGAUUAAUCAAAAUCGACGGCCGCGAUUCUCCCGGAUCUCACCCCGCCAUUUAAAUCCACCUUUCUAUUCCCCUCUUUUCAUUUUCCAAUUUUUAAUUUUUUCCCAUUCUUAUACCUUUCUCUCUCCCCAAGUUCGGAGCAAAUCUAGAGAGAGAAGCGCCACCUCCGCCGCUGAUUCUAGCUCCUCCCAAACCCCAAACCCCAAAUUUCACACAUCACACACUUUACUGCAGCUGCAGCGGACCUUUACCUCAUUUUUUUGUUAAUUCUGUUUGAGCUGAAUUUUCGCGGUCGCCGCCGUCGGAUCUGAAAUAGUUUGAUUUUUGGAAGCGUAGGGCGUCGACGAGAUCGGCCAAGGAUCAGAGCCAUGGCGCCGAGCACAAUACGGAAAGCGAUCGGGGCGGUGAAGGAUCAGACGAGCAUCGGGAUUGCUAAGGUGGCCAGCAACAUGGCGCCGGAGCUGGAGGUUGCCAUAGUCAAAGCCACCAGCCACGACGACGAUCCGGCUUCGGAGAAGUACAUAAGGGAGAUUCUCCAGCUGACCUCGUUUUCCCGCGGCUAUGUCAGCGCCUGCGUCGUCGCGGUGUCUAAAAGGUUGGGGAAAACGCGUGAUUGGAUUGUGGCCCUCAAGUGUUUGAUGCUUAUUCAUCGAUUGCUCAAUGAAGGAGAUGCCGUCUUCCAGCAGGAACUCAUGUACGCUACUAGGAGGGGGACGAGGUUGUUGAAUAUGUCUGAUUUCCGCGAUGAGGCCCACUCGAGUUCUUGGGAUCAUUCCGCUUUUGUGAGGACCUACGCGCUCUACUUGGAUCAGAGGCUGGAGAUGAUGAUUUACGAGCGGAAGCAGAGCGGGAAUGGAGGUGAGAUUGAGAGAUCUGGAGCUAGAGAUGAUAGGUAUAACUAUCGAUCACCACCGGGAUCGAACAGGGGCAACGGAUACGAGUAUAGUCACGAGUAUCGCGAGGAGCCGUAUGGAAUGCGCAGAUCAAGGUCGUCUGGUGAUGUGAGAGAGUCGGCGCAGGAGAGGAAAGAUGCUACUCCUCUGAGGGAUAUGGCGCCCGAGAGGAUCUUCGGGAAGAUGGGGCAUUUGCAGAGGUUGUUGGAUCGGUUCUUGUCUUGCCGGCCGACGGGUUUGGCGAAGAACGAGAGGAUGAUUCUGGUUGCGCUGUAUACUAUAGUUAAGGAGAGCUUCAAGCUGUAUGCUGAUAUCUGUGAGGUCUUGGCUGUGCUUCUGGAUAAGUUCUUUGACAUGGAGUAUCAAGAUUGUGUGAAGGCGUUUGAUGCUUAUGCUAGCUCGGCGAAGCAGAUAGACGAGCUCGUCGGAUUCUAUAACUGGUGCAAGGACAUUGGUGUGUCGAGAUCAUCCGAGUAUCCGGAAGUUCAGAAGAUUACUGGGAAGUUGUUGGAGACGUUGGAGGAAUUUGUGAGGGAUAGGGCGAAGGCGAUGAAGAGUCCGGAGAGGAAGGUGGAGGCGUUGCCGGCUCCUCCUCAGGAGGAGGAGCCGGUGCUGGAUAUGAACGAGAUUAAGGCACUGCCGCCUCCUGAGGACUAUACGCCCCCGCCACCACCUGAGCCCGAGCCUCCUAAGGCUGCCGUUCAAGAGGGUGAUCUUUUGGAUCUAAGGGAUGAGGGAGUGACUGCUGAUGAUCAAGGGAAUAAGUUUGCUCUCGCGUUGUUUGCUGGCCCGGUGGCCGACAACGGGAAUGGCUCGUGGGAGGCGUUCCAUUCGAAUGGGGAGUCGGAGGUGACUUCCGCUUGGCAGAAUCCGGCUGCGGAGACGGGCAAGGCUGAUUGGGAAUUGGCUCUUGUCGAAACCGCUAGUCAUCUGUCUAAGCAAAAGGCUGCGAUGGGUGGUGGAUUAGAUCCGUUGUUGUUGAAUGGCAUGUAUGAUCAGGGAAUGGUUAGGCAGCAUGUGAGCACUGCUCACUUGAGCGGCGGGAGCGCCAGCAGCGUCGCGCUGCCGGGCCCCGGGGCGAGUAAAACCCCGGUUUUGGCACUCCCUGCGCCGGAUGGAACGGUCCAGGCUGUCGGACAGGAUCCAUUCGCCGCGUCCCUAAGCAUUGCGCCUCCUUCGUACGUGCAGAUGGCCGACAUGGAGAAGAAGCAGCAGUUGCUGGUGCAGGAGCAGAUGGUGUGGCAGCAGUAUCACAGGGACGGCAUGCAAGGGCAGACGAGCCUAGCCAAGAUCGGGGCGGGCGGAUAUCAGCCUCCGAUGCCGUAUGGAAUGCCGCCGGUGAACGGAGUUGGAGUGCCACCUGCUGGUUACUACCAUGCUCCGUACUGAUUUUACUGAUUUCUUGGUAAAUUUUUCUAUACAGUAGAUUUUACCAGUGUUUAAAAUCUUGUAUUUGAUGUGAUUUUGCUCAAAUUUGUGCAUCACUUUGGGGAAGAGAGAGAUUGAGGUGAAGAGAUUAGUGAUUGUGGGGAUUUCAAUGCUGAGGGUGCAUCUUGUUAUUAUGUCUCUUGUUUUUGUAAUAUUAUUUGGGAUUUCAGGUGCUUGUUCUAGAACACUAAUCCUAUUCUUUUUCUAAUAUGGUGAUUUUGUGUA